Messenger RNA from Lentinula edodes (shiitake mushroom), 2650 nucleotides. RefSeq lists its product as uncharacterized. NCBI's taxonomy places the organism in Eukaryota, Fungi, Basidiomycota, Agaricomycetes, Agaricales, Omphalotaceae. The record is from RefSeq and is a predicted model, not a curated record. The transcript is spliced from 4 exons. Bases 103 to 2301 code for a protein of 732 amino acids.
AACCGACACGGUCCCAUUGAGGAACAGCCGGGGCUCAUGCUACAUACAUAGCGCCAUUAUGUAUGCAGUGAGCUCAUUUGGUCUUUGACCUCAACGUUCGAGAUGAUGACCUCGAUAAAGACCGAGUCCAUUCACGAGUUCAAUUAUCCACGCUCCACAUCUCCUCCCAAAGAGUCUGUUAGAUCCAAUGCUCAUCCAUAUGCUAUAAAAACUACUUCCAUAGCGCUCCUUUCUCGCUCGAAUUCGUCUUCCAGAAUUCAUGAUUCUUCCCAUUAUCACUAUGUUCCUCGGAUUCCGCCAGCGACCAGCUUAGAUCACAGGAAACACGAGGGUGCUCACUACAGACAUCGUUACAGCUCCAAAGCGGUGAACGACUCUUCCGGCAAACAUCCGCGGACAUUUUAUAACCCUGUGGUCUUCCCAGGACCCCUUACGCUUGAGAAUCUUCCUCCCAACCCAAAAUUGUGGACUCCUUCCCAACUCUGUGCAUAUCUUUCUACUGCCCUUCGGGUCAAAUCCGGAGAGUCGCUCCAACUUCCCGCUCCAGUGGCGCGCGAUAUCGCGAGCUUUGUUCGAGAGAGCAAGAUUACAGGAAGGAUCUUCCUCAGACUUGACGAAAAAGAUUUGGAGGCUUACGGUGUCAACAAGCUUUGGAAGAAUGCUUUAGUUAAGACCAAGAAUGCUUUAGUUAAGACCUCACAAAUCUUGCGCCAGAACGACCUCAAAGAUCAGAUAUGGGGCUUUGUGGAGGAGCCCGAAGAAACUUCGAAUGGGAUCAACUUUUCAUCCUCUUCUUUCAAUCAUUCAUUCCCGAAUGGUCUGCCCGUAUACUCUUCUGCAUCAUCAUCAUCAUCCUCCAACGACCUUUUUUCACCCACCGGUAUCAGUCCCUCGGUCUCGUUCACAACACGUUCGACUUCACCUAACGGUCAUUCUCAUUAUAUACAUGACAAUCGAUCUCGUCACGGAACAGUCAAGGGUAUGGUUGAUUCAUUUGAGCGUUCUUCCAGCUUCGAUGAAGGUGAUCCCACCUCAGCAAAACUGUUACAAGAGAUCAAAGGCAACCGUGAGCUAGAUUUGGAAAAAUUGCGAAAGAUAAGCAGAGAAAGGAGUGGAAGUACCAGUAGUAUCUCGAAUGGCAGCUCUGGGAGCUCUCAUUCCCCUACCUCGUCUUCUGACGAUGACAGCGAGCCUAGCGCUUUCGUCGGUUCUCCAGUGGAGGAAUACAAUGUCUCUACAAUCACUUCUUCGCGCCCUCUCCCGAAUCCUCCCCGAAACGAAAUAGAUGAUGUUCUCUUUGUUUCUGGACUUGAAGAACCUUCGAUCGAGGAACUCCUUGCUCCAGAAGGUAGAUUGGAAGAUACGAUCAGCAGUCAUUCCAGUCUAGCAACUUUGAAUUCCACAUUCAAAAAUCAAACCCCAAGUUUCGCAAAAAGCACCUUCUCAAUUUCAAAAGGUAAAGGUAGAGCGAAAAAACGGGGAGGCGUUUACGCGUGGGAGGAAGAGGUGCAGGACCUGGGAGCCGCAGCUCCAGGAAAAACUGCCGCGAAGAGAGUUUUUUCUCAAAUUCCGAUUCCCGCAGCCAUGAUGUCUUCUGCUUCCAGUGCUAAAGAUAUUUUUGAGGCCCUAGAGAAUGUUGACGGAAACAUCCGGGAGGACCAACUACGAUCUGUGGAUACAUCUUCUCCCGCUCUUGUAAAGUCAGGACAAGGUUCAGGAAGUCAUACUCCAUCCAGACCUCUUCCGGAGAUUCCUCUACACCCAUCGCUUGUCGCCCUGCCAGAACCAGGAGAUAUAUCUUUUAGCCCAGUAAGUCCCAAGGAGACGGACGAAGAAACAAGGUCACAUGCUUCUAUCGCCGAAAUAACCGGGCUCUUACAAGCUUUUGAAGUUCGAUUAGCGGACGUAGAACGCAAGGUGGAUGUAUUAGAUGUUGAGCUCAAGGAACUUGAAGUAGCGAAUCUAGUCUGGAACAGGCAGCAGGCCGAACACGCUGUGCAAAUCAAGGAUGAAACAGAACAAACGACACGCGAAGAUAAAGUGGAAGAAGUAAACGAGCCUUUAUUCCUUUCCGAAUGGCCCAUCAACCGCAAGGUCAUAAACCGCGUAUUCCGUUCUUCACCCGCCGGACAACCUCCGUCCAUUGUGUCUCGUAUAUUUCAUUCGCAAUAUUGGCGUUCUGCUUCACAUAUCAAUCCCCAGACGCUCUCCCAGCUUCCGCCCUAUGUUCUGCUCGUUGGGCUGGGCAUAUGUGCCGUGGUGCUCAGGGUGAUCGCGCGAAGGUUAACUGGGAAAAGAUAAACCCUUUUCAGCAUCGCCGGCUUUCACUUAUUCUCGGUGCUCAAUUUCUUGGCUUAUUCCCAUGAGUAUUUUCCUUCUUUCUCUAUGACAUAUACUUGAAUUCUAUCGUAACCAUUCCCCAUCUUAAUUUGCCUUUUGCUUUUUCAAGGAGAUAUCGAAGCUACACUUAAAUCCCUUGCAGUUUUGCCUAUAUGUCGUCGUUAUGUUUAUUCAUUUAUAUCUUCCUUUGCUUGCAGUUGUUUUUUUCCUUUGUUUCCGCUUUUCCGUUGUGACCUUUUACGAUAAAUCGACGACGACAUGAUACUGACGACCUUCUCUGUUGCUAAAUAGCACUCUGGUCUUGUGACAC